Xiphophorus hellerii (green swordtail) is the source of this 8124-nucleotide messenger RNA. It is a transcript of the gene lrrc18b, whose product is annotated as leucine rich repeat containing 18b. Gene Ontology annotation, cellular component: cytoplasm. NCBI's taxonomy places the organism in Eukaryota, Metazoa, Chordata, Actinopteri, Cyprinodontiformes, Poeciliidae. Gene Ontology annotation, molecular function: protein binding. The transcript is spliced from 3 exons. The coding region runs from base 331 to 1011 and encodes 226 amino acids. The record is from RefSeq and is a predicted model, not a curated record.
AGGUUUGCUUUUAAAAUAGAGUUGUUAUUAUUCUGUUGUCAUGGAAACAGAUUAUGUAAUUUAAAAAAAUAAUAAUAAGUUUAGUUCCCCAAAGGACAACCUGUUCCACUGCACAAGUUGGACAGUCAGGGCUGUAAAAUCCGUCCACAUAAAACUAAAGUUGCUAGGGAACGGAUAAAAACAAACGGCCUCUGAGGCCAAAUGAGAAAUGUGUUGAAGCUCUAACAGCUUGUAUUCAGAAUCUUUCUGGUGGACGUUUUUAACCAGAACAAUUCUUCCAUGGUCUGUGAUGCUGUCAGUCCAAAGAUCCAGCCUCAUUAAUCCUGCAAUAUGGCCAAGAAGAAGAAAGGGGGUAAGAAGCACAGGCCGCUUACUCUGAGAGCAGUUCAGAAAUGCGUGGACUUGACAGCGGAUGGCAGACGGAGGCUGGACCUCAGCUACAAAGGCCUCACCACGGUGCCCGCUUGUGUCCAGAAGGUGACGGACGUCAGUGAACUGAAUCUGAGCAGGAACCUGCUGAAGAAGUUGCCACCUUUCAUAGAUCACUUCGACAGCACCGCGGUGUUUGAUCUGCACAGCAACUAUCUGGAGGAGAUCCCUCAAAACAUCAAAAACCUCACGACUCUGACCGUCUUGAACCUGUGCAACAACCGUCUGACGAGCCUCCCCACCGAGAUCGGCAAGCUGAGCAACCUCCACAUCCUGAACCUGGGACUCAACCUGCUGACAACCCUGCCCACCUCCAUCGGCAACCUGAAGGAGCUGCGCUACCUCGGCCUGUCCUACAACCAGCUCACCGCGGUGCCCAGCUGCACCGUCAAGCUGAAGAAGCUGGAGAAGGUCAACCUGGAAGGGAACCCCAUCAAGUACCCGGAGGUGGCCGGAGUCAAGAAGUCGUUGAAAGCGGACCGUUUUCGCGUGGUCAAGGAGAGCCUUCUGUGUAGGAAUUGUCUGGAAAGUUUUCAAAUCGAAAGGGAGAAGCUGGACUCCAUGGACGGCUACGACACCUAGCGGCCGGACGGGGUGGUGGUGGGGAAGGAGUUUGUUGACUUAAAAUGCAUUCGCGCAACUCACAAUGAGGUCAGUGAGAGCAUCAUUUAUCCUUGAUCUUUUUUUUUUUAUGGUGGAUGCAUGUAAUGCUGGUUGGGUGAGAGUUGCUUUGGGUUUUUGUUACAGCACAUCUAAUAUGAAUUAAUAGACACCAAUUUAACAAUAAACUAUUUGGUUUUUAUGCGAACACGAAUAAAAAUGAUUUUCAAAUAUAAUCAAAUAUUGGAAGAAUAUUUAAUUGAAAAUUGAUGGAUUUUUGUUUAAAUAGUAAUAUUAUAUACCAACAUUUAAGCUGGAUUAAAUGUAAGGAUGAACUGAUGUGAAAAUUUGGGCCGAUAGGUAUCCAAAAUUCAAUAUUUACUGACAAAUAUAUGUUAAUACCUUUUCAACACCUUGGGAGAAAAAAGAAAAGAAAAGAAAACAAACAAAAAAAAAAACACUUCAGCACUUUUUUCUCUGCUUCAGUUAAACUUCCCACAAUCCCCCACUGCAUCAGUAUCACCAUCAUAUGACCAAUCUGUUCUUACAUUUCUUUAGAUUAACUUUAUGGUGCAUUUUCUGCAUUCAACAUCUGUGGCAGUAAUCUGCAGGUAAAAUUCUGUUUUUAACUUGGGCCAGAUUACUUUGGACACAUCUUUCUCCAAUUAAUCACUUGAAAACCUUUGCAAUUUACUUAGGUCGUCUUUGUAUGACACUGUUUUCUAUAAUGUCAAGAAAAUUAUGUGCAACCCUGAUUAUCCUCUUUAAGAGACCGUCAGUGAAAAACAGUGUUCAGUCGGAGGCCUCUUCGAAUUUCUUGUACUACAGACUGCUACAGGAGAUUUUUCUUUUUCUGCCUACUGCCAUCAUCAUCUAACUUUAAUUGUUGAUUAAAUGAGUUACAAAAAUAUUUAAUUUGUCUUUGGGAUCAAUAAUAUACUUUUGAAUUCGGACAUUGUUCUGUAAAACUUUCCAAACACCAGUGGCUCACCGAGUUCAUGGAGGCUCAACUGUUUGGGUCAUAACGCUCAAAACCUCACAUCUGAGAAUUACAGAACAUUUCCUAAGGCUCCAAAGACUUAAAGAAAUGAAUGCAUCACUGUAUGUUUAAUGAAUCUAGAUAUACAAGCUUAACUUUUUUUUUUGAAUAAAAGUAUUUUUUUUAAAUAGGUUUUCUGUAAUAUUUUUAAUCAAAUAUUUGACAUUUAAAAAGCAGCACUGCGUGUUUUGACAGUUGUAAUCCGCUAGAGGGCAGCAAAGGCUGACUGCAGCCGCUUUUGGUUACUACUGCCUUAUUAGAUUAGAAAGAUCCAAUCACAGUGAAGGGGUCUUUAGUUCUCUGAUUUCUUUUGGGUUCUUGGAACAAUUGAGGUAGCAAUGUUGUUUUGACUCUACAGUUUGAAAGGAAACACAAGUUUCACUUUUUGUCUUUUGUUCAUUUCUCACUUUGGAUCAAUGUGGAUAGUCCGAUGGCCUAUUUGUGUCAAUGUAGAUAGGGGGAGGGGGGAAGGGAGGAGUACAUUUCUGCCAAAAGAACUUUUUAGAUUAAUUUCAGAAAUUUUCAAGGAAAAGUACAUUUUCUGCGCUCAAAAAGUCAAACAUUUCCUUGUGCAUUUCUCAAGCAGUUCGUAGCAAAUGUAGCAAUCAGUUAUUUGCUUUAAAUGACGAUACAUUAUUUGCAUCGCUAUGGAGGAAUAUCUUCCUCACUUUUUUGCAGAAUUGUUUUAAAUUGGGCCACAUUGGAGGAGUCCUGAGACUGAAUAGCAUCUCAAUCAAACUGAAUUAAAGACUUUAGGUGUAGAGCAGGGAUGUCAAACUCCAGUCCUCGAGGGUCGCUGUCCUGCAACUUUUAGAUGUGCCUCUGCUGCACCACCUGAAUAGAAUAAUUAGGUCAUUAGCAAGGCUGGGAGAACUGAUCUACACUAGGAGGAGGUCAUUAAGCCAUUUCAUUCCAGUGGUUUGUACUGUGGCACAUCUAAAAACUGCAGGACAUCUUAAAUGUUAUUCUUGGUUCUCUGGUGUGCUGUGUUCUUGGAGUAAUUCUGGUUGGCCAACUGUCCGCUGGGAAAAAUCAGUACUUAUAUUUAGUACUUAUUGAUUCUUUUUCCCCCCACUGUGUUUCUCACAAAAUGGCUUUGUAACCAUCAACUGAUAAAUGUCCAUGACUUUGUUUCUCCUUUGUUCUUACAUUUCUUUAGAUGAUUUGAAACCUUUUUUAGCCAACUUCAUCAUGUCAGAUGGGUUCUGUUCAUGUAUUUUUUUUAUUCUACAUAGUAGAAUAAUGUAAUCUGUUAAAUUAAAUCAUAAAAAAAUACAUUUUCACAUAGGGCUAGGUAACUUUGGACAGGGUUUUUACUUAAAUGAAUUUGUCGCUUGAAAACAACAUUUGUAAUUUACUCAGGUUAUUAUUUUCUAUAAUAUUUAUGGAGUAACAAAAAAUGAAAAACAGCCUGUUGGUGGAAAGUACAUUUUCACAAAUCUGAAGGUAAAGAAAGAUAUCAUGAAAAAGAGAUAGUUGCGAAGACUCAACAUUCAUUUGAGAUGACACAGAGGACUAACCGCAGAUGGACGGCUGCUAUCCUGUCUGCUCCUCAAAGAGUCAUUGGUGGAUGAAGCCAUGGUCCUUUUGUUAAUUGUCAGUGACAGAGAACAGGGGGAAGGUAAUGGAGGGCAGCACCAGGGUCAGAGAACCAGACAGGCAGCACACGAGGGAGGCGGCCACUGGGGAAACACCUGAAAGUCUUCAAGCAAUCCUACUUCUCUCCUAUCUGCACUUUCUUUAAUCUAAUUAAAGAUGUGAGAUGAGAUCAAGCUGAUCAGCAUGAAAUACAAAAUCAUAUUAAGUUAUAUCCUAACUGAAGUUAUCCAGUGGCAAAAUUCUCAGCUGCCAGUGAUGCACACCGAUAGCUACAAGGUUAGCUGUACUAUCAUAAACAUCAUACUAAAGCUAAAGUGCUAAACCAACAUGGGAUUUAGCAGAAGCUAAUGCUAAUGUGCUAAAUUCAAACAUCUUAAUAUCCACCAGGAGACAAAAUGCGUUGCAACAGUAUAUGUCCGAGGAGAGGAAAGGAACUGCUGCGUAAACAGUCUUCACAAACUUCAAAAUAAGAGCAUGAAUAUAAACAUCCAAAUACUUCAAAAAUUCUUAAGGGGUGAUAACCAAAACGUCAACAUACAUGUUGAAAUUUAUUAAUGUUAAAGUUCACAAAAACACCAAGUAUAUUAUCAACUUUGAAUUUGUUUGAAAAAACAAACUUAGGUGAAGCUAACUGUGCUAAAUGUUUUCAAAGUUAGCAAAAUGCUAAAGUGCAAACAGAAUGAAGUAAAAAUGUGUUUUGGAUUAAAGAAUGUCUCAAAUCAACAUGCUAUAAAGAUAUUUACCUCCAAAACAUUGAAAAAUGUGCUUCUAGAUAAAACACCAAGUUUAUUUAAGAUCCCAGCAGCCUGUCUGAAAUCAGUUUUAAUGCAUUUGGUCAGAAAUGAUCAAUAAGUAAUGCUAAGUCAACAGUCACACCUUCAGCAGCCACCCUGCAGUGUGUGUUUUGGAACAGCCCUCCAGCACCACUAUGAAAUAUUAAUCAUGGUCAGUAUCAAUAUUUUAAAGGGUUUUCCAAACAUUGCGGAUUCCAAGGCUCUUAUUAGCAUUCUGAGCGACAUCCGUCUUGAUUAUGUGACCUUAGACAUCAGGUGACAGAGGAACACAAUUAUAGACAUACGAGACAGGCAGAGCUAUGCUAGCUAGCCUCAUUCCACAAGUACACAUCUUGGUUACUCUUUAAAACAUCAAUGUUGCAAACCAUGGAGCCAAAAACAAGCAAUUGUUGACUUGAGGACCAGCAAUUUGAUCUCCUGGUAACUACUGAAGAUAUUAUGACCGCCCUAGCCAACCCAUUGAUACUGUACUCAUUAGCUGCGUUUCUAAUGACCAUGUAAUUGCGCAAUUUUGCUAUUAACAUUUUGAAAAUACAUUUGCUUAAUGGGAACAUGCCAAUUUCACAAAAAAAUUGUUUUUCUAUAAAAUGUUUUGGCACUAGGAUGUGGUGGUUUUGCAGCCGUACUGAAAUUGGUUUAUUUUGCAAAACUGCAAUGGAAACACUCUUUUCACAUCACACUAGUCACAUGAACAACCGGAUGUCACCAGUGGGGCAAGCCACAAAGAAGACAAUGAAAAGAAGUAGUUGGAGGAUCAUGGCGCAUCAAGUUACACAUGACAUGAGUUAUUAUGCGAACAAAAUUAGUUGCAUGUCAUCUUAAUAGUGUUCCUUAUUUAAUGGAAACACUGGAACUGUGAAAUUGUGUUUUGUCAACAUUAGCAGAAUACUGAAGGAUAUAAAAGGAUCCAAACACCAAAAAGGAAAGGCCUGAAACUAAUGAGAAUACACUAAAAUGCAUAGGUAAACAUAAAGGAAUGAAAACAUCAUUGUAACAAUAAAAGGUUCAAAGAAAUUAACUGAAUAUGGUGAGAUCUAAAGUAAUCAAAAUGCAAACAAAUGAAAAAACAAAGUGAGUGAAUCUCAGUCGGUUUCUGUAAUCAUGAAGAUGAUGUUCUAUACAAUUGCAAGUGCAAUGUUAUUUGUGGAGUAGAGAAAGUACAAGUUUAAGUUCAGAAACUACUGAACUUAAAGAUGGCCGCCGGUCUCCUGGAUGAAAGUAGUUGAGGCCUGAGAUUUACUUUGGUGAAAUGUGUGAUUAUUGGAACUAUGUAACAGGUAACGAGAAGAUUUAAUGAAGCCAAACAGUGACUCACAGAAGAAGACUGGAUUUCUCAGUUAAUGGCAAAGUGGGUUGAGGUCAACAAAGUCAAUAGCUUCCUAUUUCCAUCAAUGUUUUGUUUAUGCGUUUGUUUGUUUUUUGAAGCAUUGAGGUUAGAAAAGGUUGAUAAAAAGGCCUAAGUGUCUAUUUGGCGUAUGUAAAUAUCUGGUUUCAAUGCACUCAAAUUUUCUUUACCUUUGUUGAUCAUUUUCCUGUGCUGCUAUUCAACUGACCUUCCCUUGCCUAAAUACAGCAACUCUCAAUGGUACGACGGUUCGUCAACUAAAACAAAACUCGACGUACACAAGACGGCUGGAAGAACCCCAAGAGUAAAACAGAAAACCUCCACCCUGCGUCCAACCCUUCCCAUCACUCGGAGCUGCAGAGAAAAGACCCGACUUUGAGACAAGCUCGUCUAUAAAAAGCCAUGUGGUUAUGGCUAAAGAAAAACAGAAUUUCUGGUUGUGGGCUGGCUUUUGCUAUUUGGGUUUUACAAUGUCCUCUUCCCUCUGCUUGCUUUCAUUGUCCGCCAAUCCAGGGUCUGAUAACACCUGAUCAAUUUGAAGAGACAGACCCUGAACCACACCCAGCCUGUAACCCAGUCUCAGUUUUAUACCAAACACCGCCUUUAAUGGCUUUUUAAUUAAAAUCGUUCGUUUAGAGAUGUUUCGUUGUAGCUUCUAGUUUCUAUUGUUGCAUCUUGUGAGACCCCGUCUGUUAGUUUGACUCCAUUUAGCUUUGGACUGGGUCUGCUUCGUUUUGCCAGCUUGUUAUCUUUGCUGUGUGUGUAGAUGGUUGGAUGUAAAGUGUGGGCACACGCUCCCCCUCUGGGUCUUUCUCCCUCUUUACUCUGUAAUAAGAGCAGCUGUGGCUUACGCGAGGCCAGCUCUGAUUCGAUUGCAGUGAAACUAAGGCCAUUAUCCUUUGUACGCCGGAGGAGGGCCAAGCAGCUGCGACAAGAGCAGCGGCAAACGGCAGGCUUCAGGGUUUCCUUCGAGAAGACGGCAGAGAGUGGAACAAUUUCACAGAUUAGCCUCCUAACAAGCAAAGAAAGGAACAUUUUACACAUGAUACCGUGGCCAAAUCCAAUCAAAUUGCCCUUAGAGCAAACAGAAAUAAGCUACAAAGGUGAUUCUCAAGCAAAUAUUAAUUUGUGGCUGAUGUCAAAAACUAAACUUGUCUCAAAAUAUAUAUAUAUAUAUUUUUUUGUUUAUACAUAAGAGAUUUUUAAAAAAUUGAAGGAAUUGCCAUUACAGAUGCAACAUUUUUGCUCAAUUUUAUGUCCAAAUAAAGCAAAAGCUACUUUAGAUAAAAUUUUCAGAUUGCCCUACCAAACUAAUUAUUCUGUGUUUCAGGACUGGUGAGAUUACACUGAUCAUAAUCUGAAUUACCAAUCAUCAAAAGCUAUCUCAGUAGAUAACUGGUCUGUGAUAAUGGCUGCCAUUCAGACAGCAAACUGUAACACAUGGAGUGCUGCAAGGCAGCUGUCUUGGUCCAAUUAUAUAUGCAAUAUUAACACUCCUGUACUUCUCUCUGAUGGUAGAUCAUUUGUGAGUUGAUUUCAUGGUAAAAAUGGUCGUAGGGUGAUGACUGGUCGGCUGCACAAUCAGACAAGGAUGUAAACCAAACUUUUUAUUGUAAAUCUUUUGAUGAAGACGGCGAUGGGAAGCAGCUUCAAUCAUGAGGACUGGCAUCCAUUGAUGUCUUUGCAGAUUUGCAGCGACUGCUUUUUUUUUUCUUUUUUUUAAAGGCAAGAGAAAUGUUCAUAUACUUCAUAUGCAAGUAAGUUUAGUAAGAUGUAAUCAAAUAUUGCAUUAUAGAGAAGGUGUGUGUCAGUGUACCAAUUCUGUAUUAAAGAUCUUUUUUGUUGGUUAGCACUGAGACAAGGCCCUGCCAUCAUGUAGCCUACUAUAUACGAAAAAAAACUUGUAAGCAUCUAGACUUUUUUACACUUUUAAGUCUGCUCUGGCCUAAGGGGAAAUGCCUUUCAUGAUUUAGUGGUGUACAUGUACUGUGAAUUUAGGAAGAUUUGAUCAAAUCAACAAACACUUCAUGGGUAGAAGUUCUGGUCGGUUUGUAAGCUAGCUAGUUCCAACAUUUAUAAAUACCGCGGUCUAUGAACCCAACCUGCGCAUGCUACGUCCAAAGACAAAUUAGCUAGACUUAAGUAGAAGACAUGGCGAUACUGGCAAAGAUAGCAUGGAAAAACAAUCACAGUUCAAUACCCCUGUUCCUCAUUUCUGAUGUCUGUCAUAUCGCCAUGACAACAGCUUUUAUAUUUGUCUGCUUUUUGAAACUGCUUCACUAUUCUACCAUUCCAACUAAAAGUACUUUCCAUUUUUC